AUGGCGGCGCUGCUCGGCUCCACGUCUUCCCUCGCCUUGUUCGCCUCCCGGAACAGGACGCUCUCCGCCUCGUCUUCCGCCCCUUCCCUCACUUCCGGAGCCUGUAUGUGGAUGGAGACCUCCCUGAUAUCACAUUGAAUGAGCGAAUUCUCUCCUUGUUAUUUCGCACCAUCAAUCAUGCCAUUCUUGUUGCAGUCGUCAGUGAAACCCAUGUGAGGAGCUUCCACAGAAACCUGGGUGGCGGAGUGAAGGUUAGAAGAGGUAGACGUGAUUUUCGCGUGGCAGCAGUGGCCACAGAGGUCAGCUCCGUCGAAGAGGUGAGUUAAUUUUAUCCUUUUUGAUUGGUCGUAUCUCUGUUGUUCCUGGUUUUCCGAUAGAACCCUAAAGACAAUUUUCUUGCUCGAAAAUCCGUAGCUAAUCUUUGGAGAGAGAAUCCGUGUUCAAGAAUUCUAAAUUGCCUAUGCCUUAUUCUUCAGGCUCAGAGGCAGGCGGCGAAGGAGAGUCAGAGGCCUGUUUACCCGUUCGCCGCCAUUGUUGGGCAGGAUGAGAUGAAGUUGUGCCUUCUACUGAACGUCAUCGAUCCCAAGAUUGGAGGUGUUAUGAUCAUGGGCGACCGUGGCACUGGUAAGUCCACAACCGUCCGUUCCCUUGUCGAUCUGCUGCCGGAGAUCAGAGUUGUCGCCGGUGAUCCCUUCAACUCCGACCCUGAGGACCCAGAGUCCAUGGGCGUCGAGGUGAGGGAGCUGAUCCUGAAAGGGGAGAAACUGCCCACCAUGUGUACCAAGAUCAACAUGGUGGACCUCCCUCUCGGAGCGACAGAGGACCGCGUUUGUGGCACCAUCGACAUCGAAAAGGCCCUGACAGAAGGUGUCAAGGCCUUCGAGCCUGGUUUGCUCGCCAAGGCCAAUAGGGGCAUUCUAUAUGUGGACGAAGUUAACCUAUUGGAUGAUCACUUGGUCGACGUGCUUCUUGACUCUGCUGCGUCAGGUUGGAAUACGGUGGAGAGGGAGGGUAUCUCCAUUUCUCAUCCUGCUCGCUUCAUCCUAAUCGGGUCUGGAAACCCUGAAGAAGGAGAGCUGAGGCCCCAGCUUCUCGAUAGGUUUGGGAUGCACGCUCAGGUGGGGACUGUAAAAGAUGCUGAAUUAAGGGUUAAGAUCGUUGAAGAGAGGGCACGGUUUGAUCGAGACCCCAAGGGAUUCCGUAAAUCUUACAACGCAGAACAGGAGAAGCUCCAGGAACAGAUAUCAGCUGCACGGAGUACACUGGGAUCUGUUCAGAUCGACCAUGACCUUCGUGUGAAGAUUUCCAGGGUGUGUGCAGAGCUGAAUGUGGAUGGGUUGAGAGGCGAUAUUGUGACAAACCGUGCUGCCAAGGCUCUGGCAGCAUUGAAGGGGAGAGAUAAGGUGACAUCAGAAGACAUAGCUACUGUGAUCCCAAACUGCUUGAGACACCGGCUCAGGAAGGAUCCAUUGGAGUCAAUCGACUCAGGAUUGCUAGUCAUUGAGAAAUUCUAUGAGGUGUUCAGUUGA
Molecule: messenger RNA, 1529 nt
Organism: Spirodela intermedia
Lineage: Eukaryota; Viridiplantae; Streptophyta; Magnoliopsida; Alismatales; Araceae
Source: the annotation of a GenBank genome assembly